Messenger RNA from Penicillium canescens, 486 nucleotides. RefSeq lists its product as uncharacterized. The record is from RefSeq and is a predicted model, not a curated record. Lineage: Eukaryota; Fungi; Ascomycota; Eurotiomycetes; Eurotiales; Aspergillaceae. Bases 1 to 486 code for a protein of 161 amino acids. The transcript has a single exon.
AUGUCCAAUUGUUCGUGGGAAAUGCAGGUCAUCUUGGGCGCUUCUUACCUCGUGAUGAAUGGCAUUUAUAUGCUAUGUGCUUUAACACCUGCAGUCAGCCGGUUGUGGCACUGGAACUUGGGGUCAUUGAAUAUAACGGCGACAUCAAGAAAGCAGUCGAACAAUUACACCCAGGUCCUCUGGGAGGCAAUUUACGCCACCAAAGAAAUCCAGUGGGCUCUGACAGGGAAGCUUGUCCCUUCAACGGAUCCAUGGAAAAUGUGGCUUGACGAGGCAAAGGCAAAUUGCUAUAAUCCGGAUUGGGACCGUGAAGGUGCCAGGGAUAUGUGGAUGAGACACUUUUUGAGCGCUCCUGUUGAGGGCUCAAAGGAGCGGGCCAGUCAAGCCGUAUCCAAGGACGCAGUGGAUGUGUCGGAUGUAUCCAUGCGACAACUUGAUAUGCCCAAAAAGAGAACUACUCUGAUUUUAGAGCUGCCAUUCCAGUAG